AUGAUAACAGAAAGUGAAAGACCAUCGUUCAACACUCUUCCUGGCAUCUUUCCUUCAAUGCAGCAAUCUCCCAGACAACCACCUCGGUUGAAUACGUCUUUGACAACACACUAUGAGCCUCUAAAAACACCAUCACCAUUGUUAAGAGGGAAGUCAUGGACCGAAAAGUUGACUAGCACUGUCCAGAGAAGUGGUGGUAAGAAGAAUAAAAUAAAAGCUACCCCAGCGUCUCAUCUAUCCCUUUCGCCAGCGUUAUUACGUUCGUCCUCCAUGUCUCCACCACCUAAUCCAAAAGUUGUUACACCUUCAACUCAAAUAUCGCAUCCUUUUAGAACUUCCUCCUUACCAAGACCAAGAUCCACAUUAUUUACCCCGAAACAUCGAGAAAUGUCCGAUUCAGCUUUAUCAAUGUCAAGAAGUGAAACACCUCCAAAAAUAGUUCCAUUUGGAUACCCUAAACUAAAAAACUCCAUUAAAAAAUCAUUUUUAAAUGAAUCUUGUACGCUUUGUGAUGAACCUAUCUCUAACAGAAGUACCGGAGAAAGAAUUAUAGAAUUAGAAUGUGGUCAUUUGAGUCACCAAGAAUGUUUGAUUGUUUCCUUUGAACAUUCUUCCAAUAUGCAAUCCUAUGAUUUUUACUCUAUGUUCCCUGAAUGUACUAAAUGUAAAGAAACUAAAAUGGAAUCGGUCAAAUGUAUUCCAAAAAAUGAAGAAUUGAAAGAUAGGUUAAUAUCCGACUUCUUGAUAACUAAUGGUACUACCACACAGGAGCCAAUACCACAAUCACCUUCUACUAUAGUGCAACCAACUUUUCAUGUCGUCACGCCUGUAUUGUCAUCACCUUCCCAUACACCUUUACAAAAUAUGCAAGCGCACACCCUGAUCCAACAACAACAAAUAUCACCAAGUUAUUUGGAAAGAUCAGAUGAUUUCCCAUUAGCUGACGCUCCAAUUAACAAACCAAAGAGUCUUCCUCUUCAUAACCACCUUGGUUCUUCACGACAUUCUUUUUUCCCAUCUACUGUCGCUCAAAUUCAGAAAACUCAAAAGGCUCGCGGUAGUUCCAUAUAUGGUUCUUCGUCAAUUAUAUCGUCUGUCCCAGAUGAAGACGAAUCGAUCAUAACAGGUAGUGACUUAACAACAUCUGGAAAUGGUAAUGACAUUCCUGUUCCAAUUCUAAGAUCUUAUUUUAUACAAACCUUACUGAAUUCUUUUGAUGAAAGGUUAACUGAUUGGCAAAUAGAUUCUCAAUAUGGUUUACUACGAUUAGUUGAUAAAUUGAUGGUCUCGACGGAUGAGGUCAACUACACAACUAGCUGGUGCUUCCUACUCGAGAGUGCUCUGAUCAUUGCCACAGUAAUUGAUGACGACUCUUCAAUUGUUAACAACGAAGGUGAAGGAAAUUUGCUUUCCACCAAAUUAACCAAUUUGCAAAUUUAUAAACCCAUUGAAAACAUCAAAGUGAAUACUGUUAAAUCAUCAGUUUUAAAAUGUGUCAUUUCAGAUGAACAUUCCGGAGAAUUGAAGGAAAUUUAUUUGACAGAAAAUUUAGAUAGUGAUUCUAGCAAAGUAGUUCAAAAAUGGAUAUCAGCUCUCUUAGAUUACAACUUGAAGUUUAAUGAAAAUACUUUUACUUCAACUUUACCGUUACCCCCUGUAAUCAGGAAAUUAUCAGAGGAGAAUGAAUCUGAAGGUACAUUUGCUAGUCUCAUUGGUCCAAAUAAAAUAUUGGAAGUUUCUAGUGUCGAACAAAGUCAUGACAGUGUAAUUAUUAGAAGAGGAUUCUCAUUGUCGCAGAACCAAGUUGGUAGGAAUAAUAGAGAUACCAUUACAACGGUGAUGACCACUAUUAGCUCAAUUUUAUCUUUGAAGAGAGAACGUCCGGAUGAUGUGGUUAUUGUCCUACAAAUAGAUUUCAAAAAAAUAAAAAACGAAGAUGAUUAUACCACCAUAUAUAAUACUUUGAAAGCUUUGACAUUUAAAUUUCCAAGGCUGAAGGCAUGUAUCGUGGAUGCAGAGCGAAAUACAUUGGCCAUUGAACCAGUGGCUGAUUUUAUCAAAAACAAAGAUGAGCUUAGAAAUUUAAAAGAUAGAGAGAUUGGUAAAACAUUCAAUAUACCUUGGCUAAAAGAAACUCUUUAUCCUUCUGGAAUACGACAAAAUAUUGGAAUUGUGGUUAUAUCGAAUAGCUCAAUGGAAAACGAUAAAUCAGUUCUUCUAAUGGAUUUUCAACCAUUCACAUGUGCCGGCAGGCGCAGACCUAAUGAAUUGAAACUAAAAGUAGGUUACCUGAAUGUUGACUAUAGCGAAAAAGUGAACGAAUUGGUCGAAAUUGAAUCUUGGUGUUCAUUACUAGAGACGUUAUGCUAUAGUUUAACUUUGAAUUUUGAUGAUGAUGGCGACACUUAUGACGAUGGAGAGGAUGAUGACAUUUCGAAUUUCAAUUCUGAUGUAGAAUCUACGACGACGAUCCAUAUAGAUACACCUCUAGUUGAAGAUGAUUUACUAAAUACCAGUUCUGUCUACGAUGAACAUAUGAAAGAUUCAAUAAGUCCCGCAGGUAAUUCUUCUAAUCUCACUGACCCCGAAAUAAAUCAGGACAGUUUGAGUUCUAAAUCUGAAUUGACACCUAAUUGGGCUUCUAGGCCAACAUCACCUGAAAAGAAUCAAGAGUUUGAUCCUCUUCUGAAUGAUAUCGAGAAGGCAAUUGAAGAAAUCCAACAGUCAAAGGGGGAUAUAAAUACAUCUUCAAGCCACUCUAAUAAAGGGACAUUGUAUUCUUAUCUAUAA
Naumovozyma castellii is the source of this 2790-nucleotide messenger RNA. It is a transcript of the gene STE5, whose product is annotated as Ste5p. The record is from RefSeq and is a predicted model, not a curated record. The transcript has a single exon. Lineage: Eukaryota; Fungi; Ascomycota; Saccharomycetes; Saccharomycetales; Saccharomycetaceae. The coding region runs from base 1 to 2790 and encodes 929 amino acids.